UAUCAGAACACAACCCAACGUCCCACUUUGAUUUGUCAAACUCAUCCGGCCAUUAUCUAAAAACUGUAAAACUUGCAAAUAUUCGCAAUAAUAUUACAGUGCGCUAAUGCUGUAGUGUGAAAAAUAUAUAUUUACGUUGUAAAACGUAGUGUUUGUUAUAUAAAGUAGUAUAUAAAGCCGCCACCGUGGAGCCUCACAUAAGCGUGGACAUGUGCACCCCCGACUCAUGGCGCGGGGGUGUGGCGCGCUCGCCGUCACACGAGUCCGUCACCACCGACCUGUCUCUCUUCAGCGUCUCGUCCGCUGCUUCCGAUGCCAGGGUGCUGAGGCUGCUGGCUUGUAAGGCAGGCCAGGGUCCCGACCCUUCACUCCGUGUGGCCAGCCCCAACCCAGAUAGUAAAGCUUUAAAAAGACCGUCAUCCUCCCUCCCACUGGCAGGCACAGACAACUGGCGGUCCCUGCUGGCGGGCUGCGCAGCGCUGUGUGCUCAGCUAGGCCUGCGCCGGUCCUUCAGCGCCGCCGACGUCAGUAGCUGCCGGGAGCUGCAGCAGCCGCUCAGGAGCGCGACGUCGGAGGUGGGUCUGUGCGCGGCUCUGGAAGCUCUUACCCUCAGCGCAGCAUCACGUUCCUGCAGCACCUGGGUCGCUGUGGGCGGGUCUCAGCUGCCGUCUCCGCAGCGCUCGCAGCCCGCGCCCGCGCACAGACCGCUGCCCACUGAUAACAAGAAGGUCCGACAGAGCUACAUAAAGCGUCGGCUUCUGACGACAUACCGCGCGCUCGAACGAAUGUCGCAGUCAGACUUCAAUCUGGACAGACUCGAGGCGGCGGCAGUGUGUGCUGCGGGCGCGACGCUGUCGGUGCCGCCCGCGCGACAUGCGCGCUUCGUGCACCCGGAAGCGGCCCACCUGGCCCUCACAGCAGCAGAUCUAGAGCGCGAGCGUGGUCGGCCGCUAUCAAAGUACGAGCGCAACAUGAUGAUCUUCAACUGGCUUCACACACUCGACGAUGCUGCGCCAUUCUAGGUCACACUACACUUAUAUAUCCGUGGUGUUUGAGCACGGAGGCAUUGAUUGAAGGUACGUUUUCAAAAAAAAAAGGUCAUCUUAAAGUAAUUUCUGACUUUUCGAGGUUGUUUUGAGGUAAUAACUGGAUUUUUAAGGUCAUCUUGAUGUAAAUGAUGAGGUUUCGGGGUCAUGUUAAGGUAAUAAGUGGCUUUUAGAGGUAAUUUUGAGGUAUGGAUGGGUUUUCGAGGUCAUCUUAAGGUAAUUACUGGGUUUUCGGGGUCAUCUUAAGGUAAAUGAUGGGUUUUCGGGGUCAUCUUAGGCGAAUGUUUCGACUGGUAGCGGAAAAUUCGAAUAUAAAAAUGUUUUUUUUCGAUGUUUUAUUCAAUAUUUUUUUUAAUGUCUUAAACAUCAAACAAUACUUUACAGAGAACUUAUGUAAAAUAACAGAUAUCAAAAAACUUUUUAUAUUGGAUUUCUCGCUCAUCGUCAAAUGUCUAGAAAUUAUAAAACGCUACCUUCAGUCAAUUCCUCCUAUAUAAAAAAAGUAAUUUGUCUUAAUACAAUGUGUAACUAAAAUCAUUCUUGAACUUUAUAUUUAACUAAAAUUAUUUUUAGUUUCUUUUAGUAAUUUUAUUUAGUUUACUGUUUUCAUAAAAUAGUUAUUAUUUAAGUUAUUUAUGUAGAUAAAUAAGAUUUUAGUAACACAUUGUACAUAUAUAAAAUUAAAGAAUAUAGUGUAAUGUGGAAUUAUAUUGAAUAGCUCUAUGCUAGUCAGAUGUUGAUAGUUGGCGGUAUGUUCACCAAUAUACAGUAUAUUAAUAAUAUAUACUGUUUUAUAUAUUAAAUAUAUGUAUGUAUGUAUGUAUGUAUAUAUUUGUUACUCUGGGUUACGGAUCGCAAGUACUUUUAAUAUCAAAGAUAAAAGUAUAUAGUGGCCUAGUGGGUAAAGAACCAACCUCUCAAGUAUGAGUGUGUUCGAUUCUAGGUCAGGCAAGUACCAAUGCAACUUUUCUAAGUUUGUAUGUACUUUCUAAGUAUCUUAAAGUUCCCUGUAUAAUUGUGACGACGAAUAAAGGCCUAAUUGGUAGAUAAAUUAUGUUAAGUAACUUGUGUUUGAAAUUAGUAUAAUUUUGGCGCGGUAGUUCCUUGGGAGGGUAAAAUAUGAAUGUGUUUUAGAAGGCACGUUAAACUGUAGUUAAAUUAAAGAAUCCUAGCUGGACAUCUUUGGCAGUUUUUGGCUUUCCAGAAGCCAAAAAUUUGACAACCAGUCUUACCAAAGGGUUGCUCAGGUGACUGGGUUGAGGAGGUCAGAUAGGCAGUCGCUCCUUGUGGCACACUGGUACUUAGCUACAUCCGGUUUGACUGGAAUCUGGAAAUAUUUUUCCCAUUGAUAAAAACUAGUCUACAAUAUUAAGAGUACUUUCUGUCCGUAGUUUUCAGUGGAUCACCCUGUAUAAUUCAAUAGAAAUAUAAUAUAAUAGAGUUGAAAUACAAUACUUUAUAUAUUGAACUGAUCAAUCAGAAUUGCAUUUAAAAAUGAUUGCCUAGACAGCUACACUGAAUUACAUAUGGGCAUAAAACAAUAAAAAAUACCAAUAUACUAAAACACAAUUUAGGAAAAGAAAAAAAAUAUGGUUUCUUUUAAGUACAUUCAUUAUGUUAUCUUAUACUGCAAGACGAAUAUAUAACACUUUUAUAUAUUUGGCAAAAUAAUAAUAUGAAAGCUCCAUUCACAUCACAAAAUACUAUAUAUUUAGAUAUAUAAAUAGAUAAAUAAAAAUCAUUGUAAAUAAUAAAGUUUGUAUGUAAACGUGAAGUAUCAUGACUCACAUAUCCGAUGCUUGUAUCCAAAUUAUAUAAUAAACACAAUUGGAGUAAUUGUUCAAGAGAAAAUUACACUAACAGUCGUACCACAAAAACUUUUAAACGUCUGUUGAACAUUUGUCUAAAAAAUGACAGAUUAUGACGUUGAAAUAAGGUCUGUUUCGCAGCCAUACUUUGUUUAGACAAGUGUUCAACAGAUGUUUAAGUUUUUGUAGUAAGGCUGACAAUGUUUAGUCCAGUCCAAGAAUCUUUUGGUAUGACUAGAGACUGGUAACUUGGUUGAUUUAAAUAAUAGUAACAGCUUUAUUAAUAUAAUCUAUUGAUGUCCUCCUAGCCGAUUAUCGGCUACGGCGGCUGUUCUCAUAUAAGGAGAUCAGCCAGCUGCGCAGGACAUAUUAUAGUGCACAAGCAUUUGCGCAGACGCAGGUGCACUCACUAAUCGUUCUCAUAUAACAAAUUGUACACAUUCUGACAACAUUUUUGCAAAAUACCUAAAUCUUUUACAAGUUGGUCUCCAGUCAUAUUUUUUAAAAGGUAGGUACACAAGUUUCUUGGUCUACUCAUACAAAGUUCUGAAUCGGAUCUCAUCAAAUUAUUAGGAUAUAAAAAACAAUAUAUAAAAUACAAAAAUACCCACAGUUGCUUCCAGUUCCUAAGGGUAUGUUUUGAAUGCUAGCUGUCGACUGCAACUGUCGAUCGCACUUGCAGUGACUGCAUGAAGUCAGCCGCAGCUACUGCCGGGGCUGCGGGAUUGUGCGCGCGAGUUACCGCGGCGCUGGUACAUAAAAGGCCUACGACGGAGCACGACGGUUUUUAGUCAGUAAGAGUCGGACACUCCCUCAGCGCGCGUCACCCACAGCGGGAGGGGGCAUUUGACGAUUUUUGAAGUCGUUAAAAAAAGCUGCACUAUUGGGGCUUGAUUCUGUUAAGUUUACUUAAACGUCUAACUAUGAUUCAAUCAUGACUCAAUUACGAUUGAAGCGUAUGUGGCAUUCCGCUAUUUUUCCUUUUAAAUAAACGUUUUUAUCCGUUUCUGUGAUUCAAUAAUUAAUCAUAUUGUCUGCAAAUGAUUUACGAUUGCAAUAUGAUUGUAGAGCAGACUACCGUAUAUACCAAAUGGCAGACUACUAGCAAACCAAUGGAAUGUCACUGGAAUACGAUUAGGCUUAUACUAGCUUUUGCCAGCGGUUUCACCCGCAUCCCGUGGGAACUACUUCCCGUACCGGGAUAAAAAGUAGCCUAUAGCCUUCCUCGAUAAAUGGACUAUCUAACACUGAAAGAAAUUUUCAAAUCGGACCAGUAGUCCUGAGAUUAGCGCGUUCAAACAAACAAACAAACUCUUCAGCUUUAUAAUAUUAGUAUAGAUUAGUAGCAGAAUGCCCGCUAAGGUUAAAACUGCUACUGACAUCCAAUUUUCACAUUAUUAACUUAGCAGAAUCAAGUCCCUGGUUUGUAUGCAUUUACAUGAAACCGUUUUAUAUCGAAGCGGCAGCAGCACGUGCAGUCGCCCUCAGAUAUCGACCGAUUUCAUGCAGUCGCUGCAAGUGCGGUCGACAGUUGCAAUCGGCAGAACAUUCGAAACAUACCUUAAAGAUAUUAUUAACAUUAAUUUAUUUAGUUGGUGAUUAUUAAUUUUGAAUCUCAAUUCUGUUAUUUAUUGAAAGCUAUUAAUUUUAAGAGUACUAUUUCUUGCCUAAUUAUGUAUGUUAUUUAAUCUAAGUCAAGUAAUGUCUUAACUACAGUGUGUUGCAAAAAAUCGAACAUUAUUCUGAGAUUGUAUGUUUGUGCGAAAUUUUUGCAGUAUAGUGUACCUAUGUGUAUUAAAAUAAGUCUAGUCUGAUUAUAAGUUACGAAUGUCUUUCUUUGGAGGCUUUUUGUCUAUUUUGUAUUAUUUUGAAAAUAUCAUUAUAAUUGGUUUUGUAAAGUGAUUUGACAUUUGAGAGUGAAUAAGACUAAUUGCUGUUUGAAUUAGAAUAGAUGUUUUGUGUGUUUUUGCGGUGGAAAUAGGUCAUUUUCUCUUUUUUUUGUCACUUUGCGCAAAAUUGCGCAAAACUUUUUCAUUUUUGCGCAACUUGCGCAUCCCUUAAAAUGUGAAUUAAACAGAUUAACCAACCAUGUAAAGUGGUUAUAAACCAUUGCAAUCAGUAUUUAAGCUUGUUUUCACUUUAAAUGACCUAUUUCCACCUAAAUACCGUAAAUUGAAAAAAAAAUCUCAAAUACUAUAUGAUACUCAAUUUAAAACAUAGGUCAUGCGCCGGUGAUUUUGCCACAAAUAUAUAUUUAUUAUUACUUAUUAUACAAAAUCGUUUGUAUCUUAAUUUAUUUCUAUAUGCACAACUGAUCUAUUUAACCAAAGGUUAGCCCAACCUUCCAUAUUUCUAUAUAUAUUUUUUUAUUUGCUUGUCUGUACUUCUAAAACUACAGAGCCGAUUUGAAAAAUUCUUUCACUGUUGGGGCGCUACACUCUUCCCGAGUAACAUAGGCUAUAUCUUAUCCCGGUACGAGCAGUAGUUCCCACGGGACGCGGGUGUAACCGCUCUGGCAGGAUCUAGUUAUGCAUGUUUUGUAACUCCUUUGGUUAAAUAAAUGAUAUUUUUGCUCAUUCCUUCUCUGUGUGAGAUUUGCCCAGCAUUUGGACAAUAUUUGGGGCUUGUACCAUAGUCAUAUAAUUUAUAUGUACACAUAAAUAAAUAUAGAACUGUUGGUCGAUUGAAAUAAUAUGAUGUUUAUUAUAAUUAUUAAGAAUACAGUUAAAAGCUGGGUGCACCGUCGUUUCGUCUUAAAUAUUUUUUUUUAUAGUUAUGUAUCAUGUUUUUAUAGUUAAUUACUAUAGUUAAAAUAAAUAAUAUUUACCAAUGACUGUAACUUUAAAGACGAAACUACAAUCUGGAAGUAUUUUUAUAUACAUAAGUUAAAUAUGUAUAAUACUUAUCAAAUUACUUUUCAGUUCUGUGGUGGACAUUUUAUUGACGACAUUCUGGUUUCUGUAAUUUCUAGUUAGUUUAUUAUUUAAAACAGUGUUAUAUAUCAGUUUUAUUAACUUAACUGUUGAGAUAGGCGGCGGUGCAUUCGGCGUCACUCAGCAAGCAUUCCAUAUGUCUGUAAGAUAGAGCCGUAUUUGUAAAUGUUGAAUAACAUUAAAUAAAUGUAAAUUAUUGAA
Helicoverpa armigera (cotton bollworm) is the source of this 5988-nucleotide messenger RNA. RefSeq lists its product as uncharacterized. The transcript is spliced from 9 exons. Lineage: Eukaryota; Metazoa; Arthropoda; Insecta; Lepidoptera; Noctuidae. The coding region runs from base 210 to 1022 and encodes 270 amino acids. The record is from RefSeq and is a predicted model, not a curated record.